AUGGGCGACGUCAACGACCCGUUCUACCUGGUCAAGGAUGAGAUCCAGGCCACCGUCGAUAAGGUGCGGGGCGUGCUGGAGCGCAUGGAGCGCCUCCCCGAGGGCAACAGCGAGCGCCAGCGGUACGCCUCGCAGAUCACCAGCGAGUGCGAGAGCGUCCAGUGGCAGCUCGAGGAGCUGGACAGGGCGACCGCGAUGGCGGAGCAGGACUUCAUGAGGUUCAAGGUGGACGCCAACGAGCUGGCCAGCCGCAAGCGAUGGACGGCGGCGACCAAGUCCACCGUCGCGAACGCCGAGCGCGCGGCGAGAUCCGUGCUCGACGCGGCGAAGCGACGGGGACCCGCGGGUUUCGACCCGUCCAACGCGAGCGGAUACGACCAGGGCAUCGCGGCCGCGAACGACGAUUACCUGAACCGCGAGGCCGACAACCAGCAGCUGCUGAUGCGGAAGCAGGACGCGGAUCUGGACGAUAUCAGCGCCAGCAUCCAGCGCCUCGGGCAGGUCGGCCUGACCAUCGGCGAGGAACUCGAGACCCAGGGGAAGAUGAUCGACGAGCUGGAACAGGACGUCGACGGCACCAACAGCAGGCUCGCGGCGGCGCAGCGAAAGAUGAACCAGGUGCUCAAGAAGGCGGGAGUCAAGGGGCAGAUGUGCAUCAUCGUGAUCCUCACGGCGAUCCUCAUCAUCCUCUUCCUCAUCGCGUUCAUGUGA
Molecule: messenger RNA, 711 nt
Organism: Micromonas commoda
Lineage: Eukaryota; Viridiplantae; Chlorophyta; Mamiellophyceae; Mamiellales; Mamiellaceae
Exons: 1
Coding region: 1-711 (236 amino acids)
Biological process (GO): Golgi vesicle transport; vesicle fusion; intracellular protein transport
Cellular component (GO): membrane; endomembrane system; SNARE complex
Molecular function (GO): SNAP receptor activity; SNARE binding
Source: RefSeq, a predicted model, not a curated record